Messenger RNA from Ostrea edulis (European flat oyster), 1211 nucleotides. Its product is annotated as protein gustavus-like. Gene Ontology annotation, cellular component: SCF ubiquitin ligase complex. Bases 214 to 849 code for a protein of 211 amino acids. Lineage: Eukaryota; Metazoa; Mollusca; Bivalvia; Ostreida; Ostreidae. The record is from RefSeq and is a predicted model, not a curated record. Gene Ontology annotation, molecular function: protein binding. The transcript is spliced from 5 exons. Gene Ontology annotation, biological process: proteasome-mediated ubiquitin-dependent protein catabolic process.
CUCGGAAAGCGGAAUAAGAAUACGUCUCGACUGACUUUUUAAAAAAUGACAACCAAAAGCCGUGUGCAUUGACACAUUAAAAGAAUGGCGAUUUGUAAAUAACCAUAUAUCUAAACUUUCCGGUAGGGCAGUGUUUAGGAAUCAUUAACGCUGAAAGAAAUGCAGUGAUUUGACGUAAUCAGAGACGACUGUUUUAGCAGUCAAUCAUGCUAUAUGGGGAGUCUACCGUCUAGAAAUAAACUUCAGAUCGAUGGCGGCGACAUUGAUUCCCCUCCGUGGACCCAAACUGUCAUGUUCUCCCAGAAAUAUUACAGAGACGGUCUACUGACACUGUCUAAAGGAUUCACUAAAAUCAACAAUAACACCAUCGUCAGGACGCGAACUGGAAAUGAAGUAACAGAUGGUGCAAAAUGGAGCAGACCAUUUCGGAGGGGAAAACAUGUUUUCGAAAUAGUAUUCCCACGUCAAAUGCGCGGGAAACACGCCGCGGUAGGGAUAGGUUUGAAAAAGGCAGCUGUAGUCAGUGAAUCAAACAAGUCCUUAGUGGGGACUGAUGAAAAUUCUUGGGGCGUGGAUCUAGUGACCAAAGAUGUUUCCCAUAAUAAGCGGAAACUGGGUAAAUUCCCAGGAGUUUUGACGAGUUUUCCCGAUCGGUUCUACAUGUAUAUUGACAUGGAUGUUGGCAGCUUACUGUUUGGCCAGGAAGACAAGUUCUUUGGAGCCGCACUGACAGACGAGAAGUUAAUAGGGAGCGUGGUAUACCCCAUGAUAUCCGCCACUCAGACGGGGGCCACUAUCACUGUAGUUUACAGAGGAAAAGGUAGGGGGAUCGAGCAAAGGCGGAUCUAAGGUAAACAGAUUAAUGGUCCGAUACGAAAGAAAAGGAAAUAGAUUCACGAUCCCGGGAAAUGGAUUCACGAUCCCGGGAAAUAGAUUCACGAUCCCGGGAAAUAGAUUUAAAAAUCCCGGGAAAUAGAUUCACAAUCCUGGGAAAUAGAUUUAAAAAUCCCGGGAAAUAGAUGCUCGAUCCCAGGAAAUAGAGUGAUAGAUCCACGACUCAUCAGAAACAGCUUCGUACUCAGGGAGGAACAGCCGCAAAAAUGUUGUGGUUAUGACUUGCACAAACUAAUUUAAAAUUCGCAGAAAAGAAUUGAUAUAUUACUUUUAUUAAAUCAUUUAGAAUGUUUUUAUAAAGGUUAUGUGAUGCAUGA